AUGGCACAAUUGGUGCAUGCUCUCGAAGCAGAAGGUCUGUUGCCCGCCGACAAGCGGUGGGACGAUCUGGAUGCGGCAAGACACUUCCAACCUCGCAGCUCAUUCUUUGUGGGCGGUCCCCCUCGGGAUGUCGAGGCGCACUUUCGCAACCAUGCGCUCAUGAUGGGCUGCUCGCUCACCAACUUUGCACGCAACAGGCGGGCCAAGAAGACGGACCUCCGCAGCAAAGGCUCGCCGCGGGGUCUGAGGAUAGGAGCGCCCAUCACGAGAUUUACAGGGGAUUUGUUCCGCGGCGUCGGAGCUCGUGGCGGUUUGUCCGUUGAGCAGGUCGAGCAGAUAUUAUCCAAAGGUGCGGACAGGGCCCAGUUGUGGAUGGACGGUCGUUCGCCCCCCGGUGCCCCGGAGAGUAUGAAAACGGGCAAAGCUCCGCACAACCUUGAGGAACAGCACCUGGAAGAUGGUGACGGCUCGUGCAAGCUUGCGACACUGGUGCUGCACCUCGCAAUGGCACUGGAGGCCGAGAUACCCGAGGCUACCUUCAACUACUUUACAGUGUAUCGGACGACGUGGCAGGCGUUGCGCGAUCUCUGGGACGACAAUGCAACGUAUUUCGACAAGGUGUUUGGGGAGCUCGAGGUGCUGAGGGACAAUUCGCGCGGUCCAUCGCUUGUGACUUUUAUCCUGAUGGCGGCGACGGGGAGAAACGACUGGGUCGCGCUAGGUCGGGACCUCAACCUCCCACUGGAGCUUUCGGCCCAGUCUGUCAAGAAGAUGCUCGAUAGAGGAGUGGGUCGGGUCGCUACUGCAGAACUGGAAGGACUAGGCAUCAACAUCGAUGGGCUGUUGUAA
Molecule: messenger RNA, 849 nt
Organism: Pyricularia oryzae 70-15
Lineage: Eukaryota; Fungi; Ascomycota; Sordariomycetes; Magnaporthales; Pyriculariaceae
Exons: 1
Coding region: 1-849 (282 amino acids)
Source: RefSeq, a predicted model, not a curated record